AUGAAAAGGGUGUUCCAAGAUAUAACGAAUGUCAGCAGAAAGAACAUCAAGCUGACAAUCCACAAAUCAUCCCACAGAAGAAAACUGGUGAAGUGGCUGUACGAAGUCAUGGAUGACUUUGGGUACUCUCAGGUCACGUUUUCAACAGCUAUCUUUAUUCUGGACAAAUACAUAGAAACUCGAGGUCUCGAUCUAGAGAAAUACCAGCUCGUAGGAAUCUCUGCUCUUUUUCUUAGUGCAAAGAUAGAAGAAAAGCAAUGCAAGGGAAUAGAAGACUACGUGCAUGUUACAGACAGCACAUGCUCCAAGGAGGAGAUUCUGGAGAAGGAGGUCGAUAUGCUAGAGGUGUUUGGCUUCAACCUGAUGUUCAAGCUCCCGCACUCCUUCCUCAAGGAAAAAUACCUUGAAAAGGUGUCUGACAAGUAUACUGUGAAGCAGAGCCAGGAGAUAUUCUUCUGUGCGUUUUCAUAUGUAAUAGAGAAAAAUAUCUGUGGAAGUAGUAUGUACUGGAUAUACUUGGAGGGAGUCAAGGAGGCCGAGAAGAUGCUCUCUGGAGGUGAGGUGGACGCUGGACUCAGGUUCUACCUAGAGAACAACAAGAGGAUUAAAGAUAUAUUUGUGUAA
Molecule: messenger RNA, 624 nt
Organism: Encephalitozoon hellem ATCC 50504
Lineage: Eukaryota; Fungi; Microsporidia; Unikaryonidae
Product: cyclin
Exons: 1
Coding region: 1-624 (207 amino acids)
Biological process (GO): regulation of cyclin-dependent protein serine/threonine kinase activity; mitotic cell cycle phase transition
Cellular component (GO): cytoplasm; cyclin-dependent protein kinase holoenzyme complex; nucleus
Molecular function (GO): cyclin-dependent protein serine/threonine kinase regulator activity
Source: RefSeq, a predicted model, not a curated record